Molecule: messenger RNA, 459 nt
Organism: Penicillium roqueforti
Lineage: Eukaryota; Fungi; Ascomycota; Eurotiomycetes; Eurotiales; Aspergillaceae
Exons: 3
Coding region: 1-459 (152 amino acids)
Cellular component (GO): mitochondrion
Source: RefSeq, a predicted model, not a curated record
AUGGGAAACAAGAACAGCGCACCUUCGCCACAUACCUGGCUCGACAGCACAUCCCCAGGAACAGAUUUGCAAGAACUGACUCGUCGACAUGAUCCGCAUUCGUAUUCCGGUGGAAGAUGGCUCAAUCGGGACGAGCUCGAGCGAAACUCUCGCCACGUUAUGUUUGACUUCUCAGCGCUGUGUGAGCGGGCUGUUCACAUAUGUCUAGGAGCCACUAGCGUUCUCAAAUAUGAGAAGCGAGAAGGUGGAUUCAAUAAAGUCUUCCUUUUAACAAUGGACAAUGGACCUUGUGUUGUGGCAAGGGUACCUACCGGUAUUGCUGGCCCGCCAAGGUUAACGACCAACUCUGAAGUUGCAACGAUAACUUAUUUACAAUCCAAGAUAUCGCUUCCAAUACCGAAAAUUCUCGACUGGAAUGAUAAUCCUUCUAAUCCAACUGGAACUGAAUAUAUUAUCUAG